This is a messenger RNA of Physella acuta, 10467 nucleotides long. RefSeq names its product titin homolog. The record is from RefSeq and is a predicted model, not a curated record. NCBI's taxonomy places the organism in Eukaryota, Metazoa, Mollusca, Gastropoda, Physidae.
GGCAGCAGACACUAACGGGGACUGAACCCUUGCACCAGCACUCACAUUAUAUCCAAUCUCACAUGGGUAGCCAGAUAAGUGUAGAUAGUGGGAGGCAAUCUGCUGAGGAUCACAGUGGCUCUCAGCUACUUUAUAGGGAUAGACAAGAUAAUUAUCCUGUAAGGAAUGAUAAAGGGCAAUCGCAUGGGGCUAGCACAUGUACAGAUUGGUUCAAUAAUGUAAAAACUCCCUCAAGAGAUGAAACUGCGGAGGCUGCAGGUGCAGCCUUUGAGGAUUUGAGGUGGUCUGAGUCUGGUGCAUCUAACCCUGAAGAUGAUUUUGUUACCAUUGCACUUGAUCCCAUCCAGUUAUACCAUGGUCAGGCUGAAAGUGGAACUAUGAAAGUCAGAUUUUCUAUUCAGUCGACUGUUAGGAGGAGAAUUCGGGCUGAGCUAAACAGGGGAGGUGGCACCAUUGAAGAGGUGCAUGCUUCUGUUUCAGAACCAAGUAUUGAUCACAUCCACAUUGAAAGAAAUAAUUUUGAUGCUUCAGAGAAUGUUAACUUUAAACAAAAAACUACCAGACGGCACAGAAAAGUGUUAACCAACUUCAAACACUCACCAACCAGCUCUACACAUUUACAGAACAAAACUGGUAUAAAUUAUAGUGGUGGGGUGGGUGAGGCCAUGAUUGCCAGUUCUCCUAACCUGAUGAAGAGAUUGAGUGGUAAUUCAGACAAUGGUGCUGGUGAGGCUGGAGAAGGAAAUAAAGAACAGACCAGCAGCCAUUCACAAAAUGUCCAACAGGAUAAGACUGGGGCAAGUUCUGACAAUAAUUCUGGCUCAUUAUCAAACUAUGGAUCUAAACAAAAUGGAUCUCAGAAUACUGAAUCACCUCUAGACAAAAACAGUGAUUUGUUAUUUGCAGAUGACUACCCAGAAGAUGAUUUUAUACCAUCUUCACAGCAGCAACCACUAUCCACUCCCACUAGCUUUAAUACACAUGUUAAAAAAUGUAAGAAGUUAAGAAAAGGGCAGCUGAAACAUAAAAAGACAUUUGUCCCCCUCUCACCUGUUCUGGAGGAAAGGCAUCAUACACCUCAACAUUGUGAAGCACUUGGUGGUAUACUUGAGGAAACAGAUUUGAGUUUUGAUCAGUUAUUUAAUGAGGAUGUUCUCUUGUCUGAUGAUGGCAGAAGUUGUGACUUGAAUCUAAAUGACUUUAUGGGAGCUGCCCCUAUCGUAAAAGAAGAGGAAUUUAAUGAGUGUAUCUCCUCUAGUGACAUUUUAUUUGACUCUGAAAAAGCUGAAUUAUUAAAUACUAAGGUUUUUAAGCAAGGUAACCAGCUUGAUUCUGAUCAACUACAAAAACCAAUAGUUGAUCUACCUCCUGUAGUUCCAGCUGCUGAAUGUACAAACUCAAGAGAUUUGGUACCCCAGAAUUUUGAGCCUUCUCUAUGUAUUUCAAGUGAGCCUCAGACGAGCGAUCAUCUUUAUCUUAAAGAUAAUGAUCUUCUAAAAGAAAGGGAUGGGGAAAGUAAAACCUCCCAUACAACUUUGCAAACAGUAAAGCAAGACAUCAUGUUUGACAUAGAACAAGAAAAGUCAUUGAAUUUCCAACAUAUUCCUUUAUCAGUUUCUGAAAAUAGUUACAAGAAUUGCUUACACGAUGAAAUACAAAACAUACCUCACUUAACAAAAUGUCCUGACAAGAUGAACCCUCAGCUGGAAUUAAAAAUGUCAGCCCACAUCUUGAAGCCUUUCAAGGAAACUCUCAUUGAUGAUAUUGCAGCCAAGUCAACACCAUUCUUGAAAACUUGUAAGGAAACACUUAUAGAUGAUGUUGAUCCUGAGGUGGUAACAACACCAGGUUCUUUGCCAAAAAGAAUAGAAACUUUGAUUGAUGAUGUGCCUUACAUACCUCAUAAAGUCGGCUUACAACAUAAACACAUUUCCAUACUUGAUGAAGGUCCUUUACAAACAAGUUCACCAAAGUUAGGUAGACCUAAGUCAAGAGAAAGUCCUUUUAAAAGCUAUCACCAAAAACUUGGCAAAUCAGAAGAGACCUUGUUAGACAUAAUGCCAUUGGAGCAUCAGAACACAAAGAUUGUGGCCAAGUCUCAAGAAGAACUGGAAGAUUGCAAACAGUUGAUGAAAAUAACUUUAUCUCGGGCUUGUUCACUCGGCCCUCAUCACAGAAAGAAGGUUGAUAUUUCCAGUUCAUUAAAGCCUAACAUCAAGUCUAAAGAAACAAAUAUUGAUGAUGUUUUAGACCAGUACAAUUUGUUGAUCCAUGGUGAAUUAACUGGGGGGAAUAAUUUUUUUAUUCCACCUGUCAUAGUAGCUUAUCCAUUAACUUCAGCAACAACAGAGAGUGCUGACUUAUCAGAUUCAGAAAGACAGAGAAUUAACUUUUCUAGAAAUCCACCUCAAGCUACCAGGGGAACAAGACCUAGCAGUAAUCCUCCUUGGCCCUUUAAUCCCCCUCCAAGAGAAGCCAGACCUAGAUAUCAGAGUGAAGAUUUUAGUAAUAAAACAGCUUCUGGGGAAUCACAGCCUAAGAGGAGAUGGACACCUAAACCAAAACGUCAGAGACAAAGCCAGACUCAAGAUGAACAGGACAUACAAGUUCCGGACUCAAAGGUAGAUGACACUAGAGCAAGAGCUACUACAGACAGCCUUGAAAGAUCUAAAGAGAAAAAUGAAAACUAUGAUCAAGAUCAGGAUAAUGAUGACAGAUUACAUGAUAAAGCAGGCAGUCAAAGGCAACACAGAAGAAGAAAUCCAGAUGACAGGGAGGACUAUGAUAAGCGAGGAAAAGAUGACAAACAUAGGCGACGAGAUGAUAAAUAUAGGCAGCAAGAAGAUGAUGUUAACUACAGGCACAGAGAAGAUAAAAGAGAAAAGCACAGAGAUGAUAGAGAAAGACGCAGGGAAGAUGAUAGAGAUAGACACAGUGAAGAUUAUAGAGAUAGGUACAGAGAAGAUAGAGACAGGCACAGAGAUAAUAAAGCAAGGGAAACAGAGCAAAAAAGUUCAAACAAAAUAAAUAAUGAACCAUUAGAUUUUGCUCAAGAUAAAAAGGAACAAAGGGGCAAAGUCAUUGUCAAAAACAGAGGUGAAUCUGUCUUUUUACCAAAUUUUAGUGAUGAUGCAUCAUAUGCACAGGACAGAAAAAAUGAAACUGAAAUUGAGAGGGAUAUUAAACGCAGUCUGAGUAGUGACAGAAGCAGAAGAGUUGUAUAUCACAAUAGAAGAACAAGGAGUGAAGAGGAUGAAGAAGACAGAAGAAAUGCUGAUGACCCAAGGAGAAAAAGAAGAAGUGAUGGUGAUAAGUUGAGGGAUAGUGAGAGAAGACUAAGAGAGGAGAUAGAUACUACUCUUGAUGAAACAAAUGAGGAUUUACCUUUUCAUCGUUUAAGGCAGGAUGAAAGAAGAAGAAAAGGAAGAAGUGCACCAGAGAUGAAUCAAAGAGUCAGUGGUCGUGUAAAUAAAAGGGCAGACAGGGAUGAUGUGAAACGAGGACACAGAGAUGAGAGAAAUCCUGAAGCAGAUGACUCUAGGGUUAAUGAUAGUUUUCAUAGCUUUACUGAGAAAGGGCCCAAGUAUGAAAUUCUUGAGCAGUCACCACCGUCUGUUAGACGUGCAGUACCCAUUGAUACAAAUCAACACAGAUAUUCUCAAUCAGGGACCAGUCCAACCAAAGAUAGAUUACCAGAAGAAACCCGAGUAGAACCUUUGUCACCACAGGAGAAGCUGGCAUUUAUCCUUAAAUCAUCUGCUCCCCGUAAGAAAAGAAACACUGAAGAUUUGCCCCCUGUUCCUCCAAGAGAACCAGUGGACGAAUAUGGAGACACUUUAUUAGACAAGUCAAAAGGAAACAAACCUUCAUUGGAUAUUGAUGAGAAAAAGAGAGAAAUCAUUACAUCUGACCAGCAAUAUCCAGACAAAACCAAAAAAUUACCUCAAGAGUUAACAGUUGAAGAUGCUCCUAAGAAUUUAGAGAGUGUGGCCUCUCUUAAAAAGGGAAAAAGUAAAGUUUAUAAAGACAAUUUAGAAAGAGAGCUUGAAGAUCAGUAUAGUGUAGUUACAAAACCUUUAAAGGCUUAUGGAUCCAAAGAAAAGAAUAGAAUAGUAGAUCACCCUAUAAUUGAACCAGAAUCUGAUCAAAUAGCAAACCCUUUUAAAAUAGAAAAAAAACUUGAUGUCACAGAAAAAGAAAACUUUGAUUCAGACAAGAGAAAUGUUGAAAAAAACAAUAAUGGAGAUAAAAAAUCAGCUGAUCAGCCUAGAAAGGAGAAGGAAAGAACAUCACAUGAUAGAAAAAAAGAGAAAGAAAUUUCUAUGACUGAACCAGAAGAAUUUUGUGACAAACAUUCAGAAAGUUAUAUCAACUGUGAAAAAUCAAAGAAAUUAGACUAUAAACCUGUUGAGAAAACUGAAUUUAAAAAGCCAGAAAGACCUAAAACAUCAAAUGUUGAUGAUGUGGAGGUGAGGAAACUAGAUGAUGAAGAUAGAAAACCUGUUGAACAGCCUAGAAGAGAGAAAGAUAGAUCAUCAAGAGACAGAAAAAAGGAGACAGAAAUUUCUGUGACAGAACCUGAAGAAAUAAGUGAUAAACAUUCAGAAAGUUAUAUCGACCGUGAAAAAUCAAAGAAAUUAGACUAUAAACCUGUUGAGAAAACUGAAUUUAAAAAGCCAGAAAGACCUAAAACAUCAAAUGUUGAUGAUGUGGAGGUGAGAAAAGUAGAUGAUGAAGAUAGAAAAACUGUUGAACAGCCUAGAAGAGAGAAAGAUAGAUCAUCAAGAGACAGAAAAAAGGAGACAGAAAUUUCCAUGACAGAACCCGAAGAAAUAAGUCAUCGACAUUCAGAAAAUUAUAUCACUCUUGAAAAAUCAAAGAAAUUAGACUAUAAACCUGUUGAGAAAACUGAAUUUAAAAAGCCAGAAAGACCUAAAACAUCAAAUGUUGAUGAUGUGGAGGUGAGAAAAGUAGAUGAUGAAGAUAGAAAACCAUUUGAACAGCCUAGAAGAGAGAAAGAUAGAUCAUCAAGAGAAAGAAAAAAGGAGACAGAAAUUUCCGUGACAGAACCUGAAGAAAUAAGUGAUAAACAUUCAGAAAGUUAUAUCGACCGUGAAAAAUCAAAGAAAUUAGACUAUAAACCUGUUGAGAAAACUGAAUUUAAAAAGCCAGAAAGACCUAAAACAUCAAAUGUUGAUGAUGUGGAGGUGAGGAAACUAGAUGAAGAUAGAAAACCUGUUGAACAGCCUAGAAGAGAGAAAGAUAGAUCAUCAAGAGACAGAAAAAAGGAGACAGAAAUUUCCGUGACAGAACCUGAAGAAUUUAACAAUUUAGAAAGUUACAUAAGCCGUGACAAUUCAAAGAAAUUAGAAAAUAGACCUGUUGAGAAAACUGAAUUCAAAAAGCCAGAAAGACCUAAAACAUCAAAUGUUGAUGAUGUGGCGGUGAGGAAACAAGAUGAUGAGGAUAGAAAACAUGUUGAACAGCCUAGAAGAGAGAAAGAUAGAUCAUCAAGAGACAGAAAAAAAGAGAAAGAAAUUUCCAUGCCAGAACCUGAAGUAUUAAGUGACAAAAAAUAUGAAAAACCAAGAAGAUCUUACCAGAGAAAACCUAGUGUCGACUAUGAAGAAGAGGGGAGAAAACCAGAUCAUUCAUCUUUCAAAGAGGACAAGAUAGCCCCAAGGAAGAAAAGAAACGAUGCACCUGCUGAUGAGGUUCCUCUUAAUAAUCCCAAAGCUGGUGAUUUAGAUUUACCUGUAAAAAGAGAAAGGAAACAAAAUAGGAAAUAUGAUUAUGAACAGCCAACUGAAGAGUCAAAACCAGGAAGAAAAGAUGAUUUUGAUGACAAGAAAACUCAUAUAAAACCAUUGCCUUAUGAAGAUACAGUGAAAAAAGCUGAUAAACAGGAGCUUGAACCUUAUCUCUAUGCCAGGGGUAGAAGAAGUGGCCGAAUACCAAAGAGAACAGCAAAAGUUGAAGAGCCAAAAAAAGAAGAGGAUUCAGAUGAGCAGCAAAAUGACCUUGGUGAACUUUUGGCGGAGAAUCCAAUUGAACUUACUAUUGAUGACAACAAUAACAAUGAUAGCAAUGAUGAAGAACAACCUACGCCUGUCAAAAAGAAUAUCUUAAGUAUUUUUAGUUGUGUUGGUGGAAAAAGCUCGGAUGGAUUAAAAAAGAAAUCAAAAUCUCCUUUAAAUAAAAGCAAAGGUUAUUAUGAGGAGGGUGAAAAAAGAAAAAUUAAAAAAUUAAACAAAGAAAAAGAAAAAGAAGAAAAAACAAAAAUGUAUUUUGAAGAACCUGAAGGCCUAGAAAGUGUAUUACCCUCAAGCGAACUUUCAGAAACACCAGAUGCUGAGUCAGCCAAGGAGGAAAUACCAGAACUACCAUUUGUUCCACUUACAGAAUUAAGUCAUGAGCCUCGACAGAGUGGGAGGAGAUAUCAGAAAAAGGUGAAACCUUUUGAAGUUCACAAGCCACUCUCAUUUGUUGAUCCAGUACUGAUGGCUGAUGCAUUUGUUGAUGAAGACUCUGAUGAAGAUAAUUCUCUUCCUCCUUUAGGGACUUUUAAAAGAUGGAAUGAGGAUAAUGUUCAAGAACCAAAAUUGUCAAGUUUUAUGUCUGCUAAAAGAGAUGAAAACAAAUUCAACAGUUUUCAGAGGUUUGGAUUUGGGAGGAGAAAUAUCAUGCCACACAGUGAAGCAAAAGGUGAUGUUAGUAGCACUGUUGUGCCAGCAAUGGAUAGGGAUAAAGAAGAAGCAGUGCCUAAAGAUAUUGGUGAAAAUGAUGUAGAGGACUCCUUUGAUUUCUCUUUCAUGUCAUCUGAUCCAGAAGCUGAUAUUACUGCUACAGAGACUGAACCUAUAAAAUUAAAAGGUGGUUCUUCUGAUCCAAGCAAGUACAUGAAAAAUAAAAAUAAAGUAGAAAUAGUGGAUGUUAUUCCUGAUCAUGUAUUUGAGAAAAAUGAAAACAUAUCUCCUGCUGAAAUGGAUUCUUUUCCACCCUCUAUUGAACGCCCUGCAUCAAAAAUUGUUGAGACUGAUUCUUUUAAAGUGAAUGGAAUUGACAGUACUAAUGAAAUAACAAUAAAUAUUGAGGCUCCUACUCCUGAGUCAACUUUAACAGGAGAUAUCUCCUAUAAUGCAGUUAAUUAUCAUUCUCACCAACCUUAUACUAAUGAUUUUGACUCUAGCUAUGAGCAUCAUGACGCUGAUGUGCUCAACACUUCAGCACCAGCUUACAUGUAUGCUGACAGGCAUGACAGUGACUCAGAGAAAAACUUGUUUGCUCCUUCUCAUGUGUUUGAUUCAUCAUUUGACUCGCCUGAUAUGUUGUAUCGUCGUAAACACAGAACUGUUUCAUUUGAUGAAAGGAUUACUGGCAGUCAUUCAUAUCAUGAUGCUGCAUCAAGACCUCCUGAUACCUUAUCUUUAAUAUCUGAACCCGUAACUUCACGACCUAGGUCCAGCUCAGCCACCUCGAAUCCUUUGACAUAUGAACCAUGGCGUGUUAAAGCGUAUAAUAAGAAUAGAUGUUCUCUGUCUGUUAGUGAUAUGUUGUAUGGUAAAGGAAGUUCACGCCCUCAUAAGUGCCAUUCCAUUGGAGAAAUAUACAAUAGCACUGUUGCUAGUAGUGUAGCUCGCCGAAGAGCUAAAACUCUUGUAUCUGGAGACAUAGUCUCCCGUAUGUAUCAGCCAAGGCAACGUAGUCGGUCUCGUGCCUUGCUAGGGGAUGCCUCGUUUGGUUCUGUUGCCCCCAUCAGGCAGCGAUCCUUCUCCGGCUUUGACCAUGCCAACUCAUCAGGCUCUGGCGAACCAACUGGUAUCAAAAGGUCAGAAUCUGAAAGACAGCCUAGUAAAAAACCACAACUGGUAGUUCAGGAUGACCGUAAAAAUGUUGAAAGGUCUAAAUCUGACAGACGGCAACAAAAAACUCUAGGUGAUGCUAAACCUGCUUCUCCAUCCAAAUCUGAUACUCUGCGAUCAACAGACAGUGCAAGUGGUGGGGAGACGUUAGAAGAAAGGAGCAGCAAAGAGGGAUCACCUACCAAGGAGCAUCCAUCUCCAACUAAGGAGAAAAAGAAAAAGAAGAAAUUCCGCAUCCCAUCUUUUUCCAAGAAAAAAAGCAAAGAACAUAAAGAGAGUGCAAUGUAGAGCUUCUACUUGGUGUAGUCUACUUUAUUAAAUUGAGCUGUGCUGGCCAUAAUCAUCUGGAUUUCUCUUUCUUGUUUUUACACUACUUUGGAUGCAUAGCUUGCCUUAUUUUUACUCAGCAGAUGGUUAAUAUCAGUACAAACCAAAUAUAUGGAAUUAGCAGAAACAUUCAUAAACCUGUCAUGUACUGUAAAACAUGGAAUGGUUAUCUAUUUGUAAGUUUUGUUACAAACAUAAUUUUACUUGUAUUUUGUACCUUGUAUUUCUGUUGAUGCUAGUUCAAAAAAUAAAAUAAAAACAUAUUUAAAUGACAUAGUAAGCUUUUUAUUUCCACUUAACAUCCUAGCUUAAUUUAGCAUUUGAGGGAUUUGUGUGAUAAAAAAGAUGGCUGUUGAUAUGUGAAUUGCCCCAUAUGUAUGUAAUGUUUAUUUGUUUAAUAGGAAUUUUUUUAAUUCAAUAAGUAUGCAAACAAAAGGAUAAAAUAAAGUAUGAUUGACAUGUUCAUUAUUCUGAGGGCAGAAAAGGGUAACUAAUGCUUAUUUGAAUUUAGUUGUUUGGCAUAUUUGUAGUAAUUAGAUUUGCUUAUCUUACAAGCUUGUAAAACAUCAGUUUUAAACAGUAGUAUUCUAUUUUCAUAGCAUUUUGUUAUAAAGUUUAUCCAUCUAACUGUAAAUAUACGCAAUGUCUAUAUUUAAUUAGAAAAGAAUAACACUAUCUUUUUAUAUUUAAGUAAGUUUAUCACAACUCUAAAUUUAGUAAAUACAUGUUAUUAAAGGUCAAUACUUUUUAUCUUUGAAUAUAUUUAUUAAUCAACAGAAUUUUUAAAUGUUUUUUAAUGUUUGCAUUUAAAUAAAAUAAAAAAAUCACUAAUCACACAUUUAACUAAAAGAAAUGCAAUUGUUCUGUCAGAAAAUCUUGCACUAUUUGUUCACUGAGGUUACUGCUCUUUUUUUAGUGUAGGCACAGUGAUAAUAAUUAUUGUGUGAUUAUUUUUAAAAUUUGAUUUUUGUGCUUUACUUAAAACAUUUGUAAAAGACAUAUUUUUACCCAAAAAUCAAUAUGGUAUGACCAAUUAAUUAUACUAUUUGCUCAUUUGUUUCAUAUAGGAUGUUGGCUUAAAUUUGCUGUUUGCUAAUAGCUAUAAUUAUAUUAGGUACAUAAGCAAAAAAGGAUCAAUUGUAUAUUUCAAAAUUAACUAAAGUUUUUGUACAAGUUACAUUCUUAAUGAAUCAUGGUGUGUAUGUAUGUAAUGAAUUAACUACAUUUGAAUAAUUUUUUGCUACAACUCAGAAUUUUGUUGGAUAUGUGACAGGCUGUAAUUUACACAUUUUAUACCCAAUAAGCAGUUGGGAAUUUAAUAUUCUAUUUUUUGUGGGGGCAUUUGUGUAAAGUUUGGAAGUAUACAAACCGAACUUUAGUAUGUGAAAGCCUCCAAACAUUGCUUUUUUUUUAGUCAGAAGCUUUUCAUUGAUUUUUUAAGCUUAAGAGUUGGAUUAUUAGCCUAAAAAUGGAAUGUACAUAGUAUUCAAUUUUCCCUGUAUAGAUCUGUAUUUAUGUAUUGCUAGAAUUCAUUUUUGGUGCUGUUUAAAUUUUCUAAGAUGAAAAAUUAUGGUUGUAUUUUUUUCUAGAGCUUCUCCCACUUUUUAAAAACCUCGGCAUGUAUGUGUAUUAGCAUUGAAAUUACUUUUUUAAUGGAAUUGUUAUAUUUUGCGUUAAGUCCUGUACAAUAUGAAUCUGUCAUUUUUCUGAUAUUUUUUUUUAUUCAAGUCCAGUUUGUUUUCUAUGAUAAAACAUAUAGUACUACAAUAACAUAAGUACAAUAUAUGAAAAGUGGUAAAUGGGUAUAGUUAUACUUAACCCAUCACAUAUAUUAUUCAAUUUAUAUCCGUAUUAAUAUUUAAUAUAUCGACUUAGCAACAUGUAAUAUUUAGACAGAAAUUUCUUUAAGGGAAUUGCAAUUAAUCAUGGCAAUAAUUUGGAUUCCAGUUUAGAUCCAGUAACAUUUUUUCUACAGUAGGCAAUAUUUUUUUGAACAGUUUCUGUUUGAAUUGUUAUAAAAAAAUAUUUUAAGUUUUGCUAUUUUUUAAUUUUAUUUUAUGAGCACAUACUAAACCUUAUUUAUAUAACACGAUUCUUCAAUCACCUGUUAUAGAUUCAUAAAUCACAUGCUUUAAAUGUAAACUGCUUUUUAUGUCAAGCAUUCUGUUUUGGCAAAUCUACUUGAAGUCAAUUAGUGUAACUUUAGAGAUAAAACAUUGGGUUUGUGUGGUCCAUUUUUCUGUCUGCUAAACAUUGUAAUAAACAAGAAGAAUUUACA